CACUUGCAAUGAGAGCAGCCACACAGCCUGGUCUACUGGACACGUUCAAAACUAGCAACAUCCUGCUCGACCAGAUACAGAAAUGUCUAGAAGACUAUCUGGAAUCAAAGAGAACAGUGUUUCCCAGAUUCUACUUCCUCUCUAACGAUGAGUUGCUGGAGAUCCUCUCUCAGACGCGCAACCCUCUCGCCGUGCAGCCGCACCUGCGCAAGUGCUUCGACGCCAUCUCCAGCCUAGACUUCGCUCAGCAGGACGACGGCAAAUACACGAACGACAUCCUCGCAAUGCUGUCGCCAGAGGGCGAGCGCGUAGCGUUCGGCAAGGGUCUGAAGGCGCGAGGCAACGUGGAAGAGUGGCUGUGUAAGGUGGAGGAGAUGAUGGUCUCCUCGCUGCUGAAGCUUACCAAGACUGCGAUGGCAGACUUCAUGCAGAGAGAGCGCGAGGAGUGGGUGACACUUCACACGGGACAGAUUGUGCUGACCGUCUCUCAGAUCAUGUGGUGUCGCGACGUGGCGGAGGUGCUGGAGGCGCCCUCUAACAGACACCUGCUACUGGAGGAGUUUGAGCAGAAGUGCUUCGCGUCGCUGAACAGGUUGGCUGCGCUGGUGCGUGGGGAGCUGCCGAAGCUUGUACGAACCAUCCUCUGCGCUCUCAUCACCAUCGAUGUGCACGGCCGGGACAUCAUUACCUGCAUGGUGCAGGAGAAGGUUGAUUCCAGUCAGCACUUUGAGUGGCAGAAGCAGCUGCGCUACUACUGGGACACGGACAUUGACAACUGCAUCGUACGAAUGUCCAACUCUUCGUACGUCUACGGCUACGAGUAUCUAGGAGCAUCAUCGAGGCUGGUUAUCACACCGCUCACCGAUCGAUGCUACCUGUGUCUCAUGGGAGCGCUGCAGCUGGAUCUGGGAGGAGCGCCUGCAGGGCCGGCAGGAACGGGAAAGACGGAAACCACCAAGGACUUAGCUAAAGCACUCGCGAAGCAGUGUGUCGUGUUUAACUGCUCCGAAGGUCUGGAUUACAAGGUUCCUAGGUUUGUGUUUGAGGGUAGGGAGAUUAGACUGGUUCCGUCUUGUGCGGCUUUCAUCACCAUGAACCCUGGCUAUGCUGGCCGCACAGAGCUGCCAGACAACCUGAAGGCUCUGUUUCGACCAAUCGCCAUGAUGGUGCCAGACUAUGGUAUGCGAGCCGUGAAGUCGGUGCUGGUGAUGGCGGGCUCACUGAAGCGAGAAAACCCGGACAAGAGCGAAGAGGUGGUGCUCAUCAGAGCACUGAGGGACAGCAACCUGCCAAAGUUCCUUGCCAAUGACGCCGUGCUCUUCCAGGCCAUCUUACAGGAUCUGUUCCCAGGGGUGGUGUUGCCCGAGCAUGACUACGGUACUCUGCAGCAGUACAUAGUAGAUGCACUGAUUGGUAAAGGUCUUCAGCCUCUACCGACCAUGAUCAAGAAGGUGAUUCAGCUGUUUGAGACAAUGUUGGUGCGUCACGGUGUCAUGCUGGUUGGCCCAACAGGAGGUGGAAAGACCACUUGCUAUGAGGUUCUAGCGGACACCCUGACAAACCUGCACAAGGCGGGCAUCACCGGCACCGACUAUCUGCCCGUGACUACCUUCGUGCUAAACCCCAAGUCGGUGAGCAUGGGAGAGCUGUACGGGGAAGUGAACAAGCUGACGCUGGAGUGGAAGGAUGGGCUCCUCGCUCAGAUCGUGAGAAUCGCCUGCCAGGAUGUGACGGACGACCACAAGUGGGUGAUCUGCGACGGGCCGGUGGACGCGCUGUGGAUUGAGAACAUGAACACUGUGCUCGACGACAACAAGAUGCUCUGUCUCGCCAACAGCGAGCGCAUCAAGCUCUCGUCGUCCAUACACAUGCUGUUCGAGGUGCAGGAUCUCGCCGUGGCGUCCCCUGCUACCGUCAGCAGAUGUGGCAUGGUGUACGUGGAUGCGGAUGAACUGAAGUGGAAACCCUACGUGCAGACAUGGGCUAGCACGCUGGAUCGAAGACUGAACAAGGAGACCCGAGACUACAUCCUCGACCUGUUCGAUAGAUACGUUGAGGCGGCGUUGCACUUCAUCAAGAAGAGGUGCAUACAGGCGAUGCCUCAGGUUGACAUUAGCAAGGUGACGACCCUGUGUGCGCUCCUGGAGUCGCUUCUCACCACACAGGGCGGACCUAACCUGGAGAUGGACUCACACAAGCUUCACACGCUCGUCUGCAUGAGCUUCGUCUUCUGCCACCUGUGGGCGAUCGGUGGCAACAUCAUCGAGGCUUCGCGCGAGGAGUUUGAAGCCUUUGUGCGCAGCCAGUUCGAGGAUAACCCCGACGCUAAGAUGCCCUCGGGCUGCGACUUGUGGAGCUACUACGUCGACUACGAGACGCAGCGCAUGGAGCUGUGGGAGCGCAUCGUGCCACACUUCCGCUACGACCCGGACGUUCCGUUCUUCAACAUGCUGGUGCCGACGAUGGACACUGUGCGCUACGGUUACCUCAUGGAGAAGCUGCUAGCCGUCAACAGAUCCGUGCUGUUCACCGGCACCACCGGCGUCGGCAAGUCAGUGAUAGCAAGAGAAAUGCUGGACAGAUUAGCUGAGCGGUCGGAGUACAUCCCUCUCUACAUCAAUUUCUCAGCGCAAACCAACUCCAUCAGGACGCAAGAGAUGAUCGAGUCGAAGCUGGAGAAACGCAGGAAGACAGCUCUCGCUUGGUAUAUCACCACUGCAAGUACUGCAGAACUGAUGCUCUAUGAGGCCAUCACGCUCAUUGGCUACGCGGGUAGUUGGCCAUCCCCCCCCCCAGCACUCACCCUGGAUGCACUUGGAGAGAUCGCGCAGGUUGAAGACGUAAAUCUGGAUGACUUCAACAUGCAAUCGUCCAAGGAGAUGAAGUUGGUGUUCUUCCUCGAUGCAAUAGAACACGUGUCUCGAAUUGCUCGCAUGAUACGACAGGAGAGAGGCAAUGCUCUGCUGGUGGGAGUCGGCGGCACAGGAAAACAAUCACUUACCAGACUGGCCAGUCACAUAUGUGGCUACAAUUGCUUCCAGAUCGAGCUCUGCAGAGGCUACGACUACUCAGCGUUCCACGAGGAUCUGAAGAAACUUUACUUUGCCACGGGUGUUAAGAAUGAGAACACAGUGUUCCUUUUCACUGAUACACAGAUCGUAGUGGAGGAAUUCCUCGAGGACAUCAACAACAUCCUGAACUCGGGCGAGGUUCCCAACCUGUUCGAGGCGGACGAGUACGAGCGAAUCAUCAACGGCUGCCGGCAGGACGCGCGCGCCACCGGCGUCGCCGACAACGACCGCGACGCCAUCUACGCGUUACUCAUCGGCCGCCGUGCGCCUGCAAACCUGCACAUUCUGUGCUCUGCACAUGAUCGCGUCGAAGCCAGCUUCAGACGAGGGAGGAGGACGUGGCCAAGCUGCUGGACGGAAACUCGCUCGAUCGACAGGGAAGAAAGCUGUCAGGUAAGGAGUGUCGUGAUGGAAGAUGAAGCCAUGGCCAAGGUCAAAGCCGAGGAGACUUCAGCCAUCGCUGCAGAUGCGCAAAGAGACCUGGACGAGCAUUACAGCACUCCAACGCCUUGCUGUAAGGCUCUUGAUGCACUAGACAAGAAUGAUAUCUCUGAGAUCAAGGUGUUUAGCAAGCCUCCAGAGAUGGUGCUCACCGUGAUGGAAGCUGUCUGCAUUCUGCUGGGUUCAAAGCCGGACUGGGACACGUCAAAGAAGCUGUUGGGAGACGCAGCCUUUCUCAGGCGACUCUCCGAAUAUGACAAGGACAGCAUCGCCGAUUCCACUCUCAAGAAGCUGAAGAAAUACGUCGAGAAUCCAAAGUUUUGGCCGGAAAUUGUAGAGAAAACAUCAAAGGCAUGCAAAUCUUUGUGCAUGUGGGUAAGAGCCAUGGACCUCUAUGCUAAGGUAGCAAAGACUGUUGGACCAAAGCGACAAAAGUGCACAGAGUGUCCGAUACUCCGCAUCCUGCUGCGGCAGACGACGAUCAGCGUCUACACGAACGUCGCCAGAGGGUUGUUUGAGAAGGACAAGCUCGUCUUCUCCUUCAUGCUGUGUGCUGCCAUCAUGCAGCAGCGAGGUGACAUCAGCGACGCCGAGUGGAACUUCUUCCUGCGCGGAUCGUCGGCGCCGCUGGACAAGCAGCGGAAUGAGAAACCAGACGUACCAUGGCUAACCCAGCUGGUGCAGCGAUGGAUAGCACGAUGCAAAGAUCUGGAGAUCCCCGUCUCGAACGACCUGAGCCUCAUACAGAUCCUCGGAGACCCGUUCGUCAUCAGACAGUGGAACUCGUUCGGUCUUCCCCGCGACACCGUCUCGACGGAGAACGCCAUUCUCGUCACCAGUGGGCGCCGCUGGCCGCUCAUGAUCGAUCCUCAGGAGCAGGCGAACCGCUGGGUGAGGCAGAUGGAGAGCAAGAACGGGUUGAAGGUGAUCAAGCUGACGGACGGCAGCUUCCUUCGCACGCUGGAGAACUGCAUCCGCAUCGGCAUGCCCGUGCUGCUGGAGGAGGUCGGGGAGAUGCUGGACCCCGCGCUAGAACCCAUCCUGCUCAAGCAGACGUUCAUGCAGGGCGGCCGGCUGCUGAUACGCCUUGGGGACAGCGACGUCGAUUAUGAUAAGAAUUUCCGUUUCUACAUGACGACAAAGCUGUCGAACCCGCACUACAUGCCAGAGGUCUGCAUCAAAGUCACCAUCAUCAACUUCACCGUCACCGUUUCUGGCCUAGAAGAUCAGCUCCUCAGGCUGUUCAACGCGUGCAUCGAGGCGAGCGAGCGCAGCAGCGACCUGGACGCGCGACUACGCAUCCUGCUGCGGCAGACGACGAUCAGCGUCUACACGAACGUCGCCAGGUACGCGGGGUCAGGGGUCAGGGCGUCAGGGGUCGCGCAGGGGGUCGGGCGAGCGAGCGCAGCAGCCGACUCCUGGACGCGCGACUACGCAUCUCUCGCUGCGGCAGACAGUACGAUCAAGCGUCUACACAGGUCCGGCACUGAUACUGUCGGCCAGGCUACGCCGGGGUUCACUGGUCCAGGGGGUCAAAAAAGGUUUCCGCUUGCUGGUUGGGUCGGGCUAUUGCGAACGCGCAGCAGCGACGCUGGACGCAGCGAUCUACGCAUCCCUGUCUGCGGCAGACAUAUGAUUCAGCGUCCUAAUGUACACGAUACGUGCCAUGCGACGUGGAACAUGUGCUGUGACUUGGAAGACGACCUGCCUGAAUUCUUGGGGCUCACUAAUGACAUAGUCAGGUGUCAGUGCUUCGUCACUUCGGGGGAGAUACAGGUGUCAAUAAAUCCUAACAGUUGGGAUGGAUACGAGCAGAUUCCAGACACGUUGGAUCCGGCAAAUCCUGUAGGGCAUUGGCAGGAUAGGCUUACCGACUUCCAGCGAUUAAUCUUCAUUCGAGCAUUUAGAGAGGAAAAAGUCAUGCUGGCUGUCACGAACUUCGUGCGGAACAACCUCGGCCAGCCGUUCGUAGAAUCCCCGCCCGUCGACCUGAACAUACUCUACGAGGACAUAGCGCCAAGCAUCCCUCUGGUGUUCGUCCUCAGCACGGGUUCCGACCCCAUGGGUGCCUUCCUGCGGUUCGCGAAGGAGAAGGGCUGCACGGAGAAGGUGCUCGCGAUCUCGCUCGGACAGGGUCAGGGCCCCGUCGCAGAGAAACUCAUCGAGAGAGCAGUGAAGUCGGGCGAGUGGGUGUUCCUGCAGAACUGCCACCUCGCCGCCUCGUGGAUGCUCGCGAUGGAAACCAUCGUGAAGCGGUUCUCGGAAUCCGGCGCCGCCGCCGCCGCCGCCGCGCCGCACGAAGACUUCCGGCUCUUCCUCAGCUCGAUGCCGUCGCGCGCCUUCCCCGUCAGCGUACUGCAGAACAGCGUCAAGGUGACGAACGAACCGCCGAAGGGCCUGCGAGCGAACAUCCGCCGCGCGUUCGCCGACCUUGACCAGCGAGUGUUCGAGGGACACGAUCUGAAAAAUGAUUGGAGGAAACUUGUAUUUGGAGUCUGCUUUUUUCACGCUAUCAUUCAGGAGAGAAAGAAAUUUGGUCCGUUGGGUUGGAACAUAAAGUACGAGUUCAGUGACAGUGAUCGUGAGUGUGCGCUGGACAAUCUAAAAAUAUUCUGUGAAGAAGCGACUAUUCCGUGGAAUGCUCUCAUCUACAUUACUGGUGAGAUCACAUACGGCGGUCGCGUGACGGACUUCUGGGACCAGCGCUGCCUGAGAACCGUGCUGAGGCGAUUCUUUGCUCCGAACACGAUACAGAGCAGCUACAAGUACUCGGACUCCGGCGUCUACUACGCCCCCGAACACCAGAGGCUGGGAGAAUACCGAGACUACAUCAACGACCUGCCAAUCAUCGACGAGCCGGAGGUGUUCGGGAUGCACAGAAAUGCCAACAUCGCCUUCCAGGUAGAGGAAACCAACAAGUUGGUGGGCACCAUCAUAGACGUGCAGCCAAGAAUGGCAAGCGGAGGCUCCGGGAAAUCUAACGACGACAUCGUCUACGAUCUCGCUGACUCGAUCCUGAAUAAGUUGCUGGAUAAACUCGAUAUUGAGGAGGCCCCUCCUGCCCUAUUUGAGGUAUCUCGUUGCUCUCACUUGAAAUCCAGAAAUAUUAGAACGUGUAGAGAAUUAGAAUAAACUAAUGCUAUGAUAUCGCACAUGAGCUCGGCGGUGUUUCCAUCGUUUCAUCGUUUGCAGGACUCACUGAAAACUCUGCAGAAAGCUAUCAAGGGUUUUGUGGUGAUGAGCGAAGACUUGGAGAUGAUCUACACGGCUUUUCUCAACAACCAGGUUCCCGCGCAGUGGUCGAACGCUGCCUACCCCUCGCUGAAGCCACUGGGAAGCUGGGUCAGCGAUCUCGUGCUCAGACUAACCUUCAUCGAGGAGUGGAUCCGUCUCGGCCCCCCGGUGUCCUACUGGCUCUCGGGGCUCUUCUUCCCUCAGGGGUUCCUUACGGGCACGCUUCAGAACCACGCGCGCAAGUACAACCUGCCCAUCGACCAGCUGAGCUUCGAGUUCCACGUGCUGCCGCGUGUGCGCCGCAUGGCGGACUACUACGCCGCCAGGGGGCAGCUGCAGCCGGGCGAGGUUAUGGCGGAGGACGCAGAGGUGGCGCCGGUGGAGGACGGGGUGCUCGUGCACGGAGUCUACAUGGAUGCGUGUCGCUGGGACAUGGACGGCAUGGUCCUAGAAGAUUCUCUGUUUGGUGAGAUGAACGGAGAGCUGCCCAUGAUGCACAUGGAGCCAAAGAUGCUGUUUUCGCCGAGCGAGAAGGACUACAUUGCACCGCUCUACAAGACCUCCGCGCGAGCCGGAACUCUCUCUACUACCGGUCAUUCCACGAACUUUGUAGUUCCCGUGCAUCUGCCAAGCAAGCGUCCACAAGAUUAUUGGAUAUCAAAAGGUGCUGCCCUCUUGUGUCAGCUGAAUGAAUAAAAUGGAACUAUGGCUAUAGACGGGGCUGUAGAGACAAUCGCGGCAACGAGUUCAUAGUAAAAAGUAACAGUGCCAAAAAUGUAAAUUUUAUCAGCCAACGUGUCUGCUGGAUAUAUAUACAGGCCUACGUAAUGUUUCAUAGCAACAAGAUACUUUUUAUUGGUACAUAUUGUGCAAGCCAACAUCUUAUACAGACUGGUACCAUCCACUUAUUUUAGCUAUAUAAUAUACCCGCUAGUGUACGUGUUACUAUGAAGAGUAAUCUAUAAGAGGCUCAACCAUAUAACUGUAGGUACUGUCACACUAUAGUUCAUAUCAGUAUUUGUCAGUAUUAUUGACCAUAAUUUUACUCAUUGUCCCGAAACUUUUAUAUGUUUAUACAAUAAAGAUAUUUUCAUACAAUGGUUA
Priapulus caudatus is the source of this 7850-nucleotide messenger RNA. Its product is annotated as dynein heavy chain 6, axonemal-like. Lineage: Eukaryota; Metazoa; Priapulida; Priapulimorpha; Priapulimorphida; Priapulidae. Gene Ontology annotation, biological process: microtubule-based movement. Gene Ontology annotation, molecular function: dynein intermediate chain binding; dynein light intermediate chain binding; ATP binding. Gene Ontology annotation, cellular component: dynein complex. The record is from RefSeq and is a predicted model, not a curated record.